UAUUUGUUUCAAAAAAGAAAACAUGACAAAUAAUUCUGCCAAACAAAUUCAUCGUGAUCAUUUUGAUCAAGAAUUAAAAAUACUAUUGGAACAAAAAACUAAAAGUAAUUUGUUCACUAAAGAACAUCAUGAUAAUUUGAUUCGUGAUUAUAUUGUAGCGAAUAAAAAACCAAUGAAAUUACGAACUUUACAUGAGAAUCGCCUAUUGAAUACUUAUGAUAUUAUACGUUUGGAUGGUACGAAACGUUUGAUUAAACAUGAUAGUCAAGAUCGUACAAGAAUUUUUGUUCAUUCGGCCGAAUUAUUUCCAAUAUUGGAUAAAGCUCAUCAUGAAUUGAAUCAUGCUGGUGUGAGAAAAAUAUUUGAUCAUCUUCGUACGAAAUAUUUAAAUAUAACAAUGGAAUCGAUAACAUUGUAUAAUCGAACUUGUGAUUUUUGUAAUACAAAAAAACAACUCAAGGAAAUGAAUACAAAACAAUUUUCCAAAUGGAUGAUUAGAAUUAUCGAUAUGAAUUCGAUCAAAAUCGAUAAUGAUUAUCGAUAUAUUUUACAAUAUCACGAUAUUCGUACAAAAUUUUCAAUUUUUAAACCAUUAAAAAUGAAUACAGCUGAACAGAUUGCUCGAAAACUUUGGAAAAUUUUCGGUUGUUUUGGUGCACCACAAAUUCUAGCCUACUAUGAUGGUCGACAAGAAUUUGUAGAAAAUGUUAAAGAAAAAUUGAAAGAAUUCAAUGAUGAUCUAAAAAUAAUUACUGGUAAAAAAGAACCAAUAACAAAUAUUGAAUCAGAAAAUGAAAUCAAAAAAUUAUUGAUCUCUUUAUGCAAAAAUCAAAAAACCGAUUCCUGGUCGAAAGUUAUACCGGAAUUACAAUUCCUAAUGAACACUACUGUUGAUGAUAUUGAUGGUUCUAUGACACCAUUCGAACAUUUUUUUGGAUAUGAACCGAAUUUUGGUUUAGAAUUUACAUUACCAGAAAAUUUUAAACCAGAAGAUUUAGUGGAAGAAAAAUUGGAAAAAUUUUGUCAAAAAUAUUUAAAUCAAUCGAAAUCAAACAAAACAACAGCAACAACACUUAACGAUUCAGCAAUAUUAUCGGAUAGUUCAUCGGCUAGAAGCACUAGCAGCUACGAUAGCUAUAAAGAAAGUGACAAUGAUUCAGACGAUGAUGAUAAAAGUGCAAAUGAGAAUGAUGAUGAUCGUCAACAAACAAUUCCAAAAACAACAACAACAACAAUAUCUUCUGUUUUUUGUACUUGUAAAACUGGUUGUCAAACAAAAAAAUGUAAAUGUUUCGUUUCGAAUACAUUAUGUAAUCAGUUUUGUCAUCAAUAUCGAACAUGUUUGAAUUUGGUUAAAAAAGAUGGAUAAAAUGAAUAAAAAUUCUUA
Molecule: messenger RNA, 1387 nt
Organism: Dermatophagoides pteronyssinus (European house dust mite)
Lineage: Eukaryota; Metazoa; Arthropoda; Arachnida; Sarcoptiformes; Pyroglyphidae
Product: KRAB-A domain-containing protein 2-like
Molecular function (GO): nucleic acid binding
Source: RefSeq, a predicted model, not a curated record